Molecule: messenger RNA, 4117 nt
Organism: Dermacentor albipictus
Lineage: Eukaryota; Metazoa; Arthropoda; Arachnida; Ixodida; Ixodidae
Source: RefSeq, a predicted model, not a curated record
CUGAGAAUUGGUUAGCAUCCGCUUUGCGCGAGGGCCACGCGCCGGUUUGCAUCUGGUUGUGCAUGCACGGAGGAGGACGAAGGCCCUUCUGUCAGCGCUCCUUGUUCUGACGCAGGUUCCGAAGGCGGGAAAGCAGUGCGCUCUUGAAGGCGGCCCUCCUGUAUAACCUCGCCGACCACGCACAUGCUCCUUUAGUGUUGUGUCAUCGACCCAGGUUCCGAAGGCCAGAAAGCUGUGCGCUCUUGAAGGCGGCCCUCCUGUACAACGGCGCUGACCACCUACAUGCUGCUUUAGUGCUUUGCCAACGAAAUUCCUGAACAUGGCUAAGCACAGUGUUGGAGUGUUCGCGUUCGUGAGCCUACUCGCGAACGUUGCCGCACUGGUGAUCGACAAGUCCGACGGUGGCUACAAAGACAUGCUGGUCUCCAUCCAUGAUGACGUCCAGCCAGAUGAGGCUAUUGUGGAGAACCUCAAGGUUGUCCUCCGGGCUUCAUCAGAAUUCCUCCACCGUGCUACAAAUGGCCGAGUGUAUUUCAGGCAUGUAAUCAUCGACUUCCCGGUGACAUGGCCGAAAAGACGAGGCGCCCGGGGCGUGUCGUCAAAGUUUUUCACUUUGAGCGACGUUCGUAUCGAGAAUCCCGCGCUAACUGAUGAUUUCCCCGUCUUCGCGAAGCCAUCGAGGCGCUGCGGUCAGCGGGGAAAAUUUAUCGAGCUGUCGUCCAGCUUCCUUGCAAACCUCAAGGCUUCAGCUACCGAGACCUUCAAGAGCGGAGCGUAUGCCUUCGUUCACGCAUGGGCGAAAUUCAGGUACGGCGUGUUCGAAGAGUAUGGGAGCGUCUAUGACGACAACUAUCCUUUUACCUACUGCACGCCUGACGGAAAGGUAACCUUGAACUCGUGCUCAAGCAAAAUUUUAUUUAGUGUUGAAGAAACAUGCGAGAUCCGGGAAAACUGCCAGUUUACCGAGGACUGCCAAGUGGUGCUCUUCCAAGAAACUGGCAACCCUGUCGAUUCGUCCAUUAUGUUUAUGCCUUACCUCCAUAAUAUAAGUCAUUUUUGUGAAGGCAAGAAUGGAAGCCACCCACACAACCGUUUUGCACCGAACCUGCAUAACAAGAUGUGCGAUGGUGCUUCAACUUGGGAGGUCAUCAGCAAGAAUGAUGACUUCAAAGAGCUGCCCCCACCCAACAUGUCCAAACCUAUCCAAGUGGAUUUUGAAGAAGUCCAGCAAAAACGUAAAGCGAUCCAGCGAAUUGUUUUUGCUCUAGACGUCUCCCGUACCAUGUCGAGACACAAUCGACUGCAAAUUGUGAAGGAUGCGGUUGUUGGCUUCCUCCUGAGCUUACUCGACGACUCGAUCCGGCUCGCCAUCGUCAAGUUCAGCAGGGUGGCAGAGGUGCAGCACCCAAUGACGGCUGUCAAUAAAGCAACCGUGGGAGGCUUUCGCGAUGCUGUGCACAACAUGUCAACGGCUGGCGGCACCUGUAUUGGCUGCGCUCUGGAGAAGGCUCUUGAGGUGCUGCGUUCUGUUAACGAUACUCCAGAGGGUGCAGUUAUAGUGCUUUUGACCGAUGGCUUAGAGAAUCAACACCCCUACAUUGACGACGUCUUGCCGCAACUCUUAGAGGAAAAGGUCGAAGUUCUGGCUAUGGCAGUAGGAGACAAGGCUGAGGACAAGCUUGAGAAAACUGCUGCAGCAACAAAAGGGAAGACCUUCUUUUUUCCAGACAGCCAUGAGAACACAUCGAGGGCCUACAUCGAAGCUACCGAAAGUCCAGAGCAUGGGCACACUAGACAGCGUUUGGGGCUGAUCACUCCCAAUGAAACUGGAGAAAGUGCCACCAGGGUGCCAGUGGCUGACGGCGACGAGACCAUGGGCUUCUAUAAUGAGAAAUUAAGCCCACAAGAAGGAGCGCUGAAAGCCAUUCCGGAAAUGUCUUAUCGCGCCUCGAAAAACCAGAUAGGCAAACUGGCUGAUGUUGCAGAACCGCACUCCCUCCAGUCGGCUGACAGCAAGUGCUUCCAGCUCUCCGGAUACGAUUCGAAGAUCGGCAUCCAAAUUGCGUUGGGAGAAUCAGUGGAAAGCGGCGCAGUCAAACCGAUCACUGUUAUGUCAGAAAGCGAAAGCUUCGUGGGAACUCUGGAGAAAACAUUCAUUAUUGAUGGUGACAUUGGAAACAACACAAUCGUUACUGUGAGCUGCGCCUCCGGUCAAAACUGUCCACUCUCGGUGCAGCUUGUUGACCCCGCCGGACAAAGGUGUCAAAACUGUCGUGAAGAUAACACUGACCUAAAAAAAAUGCUCACCAUACCCAGCCCUGCAAAGGCGGGUACCUGGAUGCUUCAAGUGAAGAGCUCAAGCACGGACCGAGUCAAAGUCAGCAUCCUGGUCAUGUCCGAAGUCAGAGACCCUACAAAUAUGCCGGUAUUGGCUUCAUGUGAAGUGCCAAAGGGACCGGUUCACGCACCUGAUGAAGCAAUCAUAGACGUCUCUGUGUCGAAAGGCGAUAAAGCUGUCAUUGGCGCGAAGGUUAUUGCGGUGGUGGUCAACACGCAGGGGCAUUGGUGCCUUCCACAGUUUGACAGCGGUGUAGAUCCCGACGCACGCGAUAUUGACGGAACCUACAGUGGAUACUUCACACAGUUCACGGGUGCGGGACGGUACUCUGUCUUUGCUUACAUUUACGGAGACAGCAAGACCAGGCACGCGUACCGAAGGAGGGACCCCCGUGGUUCUAGUUUCACCGUUCUUAAUCAUCCCCUACCGGAGGGAACGGUGCGGGUAAACCUCAGCUACUUCGAACCGCGCCCAACAAAGUACCCACCAGCCCACUACCUUUUGGAUGACGUUGAGCCCACGCCCCCAUUCCAAAGGGUCAUAGCUUGCGGUUCAUUCAAGGUCACCAGUAACCUGCACGAGGCUGAUGUUCCUCCUGGUAGAAUCAUCGCCUUUCACAGUACCAUUGGGCACGUUGAGAAGGACAGAACGCCUGUCAUCACUCUUAUAUGGAUUUGGCCUGGGGCUCACAUGACAAAUGGAAAAGCUGCUGCAGUGGAGAUCCGCGGCGGCACCAACGCAGACGGGCUCUUUAACGACUUCGAGAACCAGGAGCUGUUGACGAACGUCGUCAAAGGCAGCCUCGAACCCCUUCCCGCCGGCUCCCCACACGAAGUGACCAUCAGCCUGCCGCGUCACUGGGGGCGGGCGCCCCGUGGCGACGAUAGCUUCUACCUGACGGUGUACUUGGCUGCGCGCGCUGUUAAUGCUGAUGGGCUCAAGUCGGAAAGGACCAUGGUCAUCCAAGGGGUGUUCGAAAUCGACAACAUUACCGCCCAAUUACCCUCUGCAGUAGCUGACGCCCUCACGCCGGCAAAGCCUUCCGCGAUGGUCAGCCCAGCGACAACCACUACAAGGCCGGCCAGGACCGAGCCACCUCUCGAUCCGGUGACAACCCCCACUGCAGAGGUUCAUCAUGAAGGCCAGACAUCCGUCUUCGUUUGGAUCUUGCUGGUGGCAGUGGCCGGAGUCGUCGUUAUGGCAGUCAUCAUUGCGCUGCUUCUCAAGAUCAAAUCGGACUACAGUGAUGAAACUAGCACCAACGCAAGGGAGAGGACAAGAGAAACCAUGACAAGGUAGUGCCGAACGUGGCAAUUCAGGGCCAAAUAAAUCAUAAGGCAAGCAUGGGCAUGUGAGACGUUAUCUAUGACAUUAUUAAUGCGAAAGCCUCAGUUGGUUCGUAGGUCGAAAAAUCUGAUGUCCGGCGUUAUCGCACCCAAAUUCAUAGGGCGUCGAAUCUACAACCUUAAGUAAUAAUUAGGGCGAAUCAUGGCAUCAAUUCCUUUAUAAGAAAGCCUGAAGCUGAGGCGAAGAAGCCUCAGCACGACCUGUUGUGGUAUUAAGGGAAAGUUAUUAUGAUAGAGGUAAUUAAGGCACUCGAGCCUUUUGUGGGAGUCGAACCAACUUGGACAUGUUGGCGAACCAGACAAAUCUCCAAAAUGGAUUACGAUCGACAUCGUGAGGAUGGAAAGUUCAACCAACUACCUUUGCUGUCAAUUAAGGCGAAGUGAAUCGAGGCACAGUUGAUUAAGGCACUCAAACCCACGACCUCUGGUCAGA